Xiphophorus hellerii (green swordtail) is the source of this 1168-nucleotide messenger RNA. RefSeq names its product gastrula zinc finger protein XlCGF8.2DB-like. The annotation marks the transcript as partial. NCBI's taxonomy places the organism in Eukaryota, Metazoa, Chordata, Actinopteri, Cyprinodontiformes, Poeciliidae. The transcript has a single exon. Gene Ontology annotation, molecular function: DNA-binding transcription activator activity, RNA polymerase II-specific; RNA polymerase II cis-regulatory region sequence-specific DNA binding. Gene Ontology annotation, cellular component: nucleus. Gene Ontology annotation, biological process: regulation of transcription by RNA polymerase II. The record is from RefSeq and is a predicted model, not a curated record.
GGUGAAAAGCCGUUUUCAUGUGUGAACUGUGGAAAAUGUUUUAGUCAAAAACAGUAUUUAACUCAGCACAUGAUGAUUCACACAGGUGAAAAGCCGUUUUCAUGUGUGAACUGUGGAAAAUGUUUUAGUCAAAAACACGUUUUAACUCGGCACAUGAUGAUUCACAUUGGUGAAAAGCCGUUUUCAUGUGUGAACUGUGGAAAACGCUUUAGUCAAAAACAGGUUUUAACUCUGCACAUGAUGACUCACACUGGUGAAAAGCCGUUUUCAUGUGUGAACUGUGGAAAAAGUUUUAGUCAAAAACAGCAUUUAACUCGGCACAUGAUGAUUCACACUGGUGAAAAGCCGUUUUCAUGUGUGAACUGUGGAAAAGGUUUUAGUCGAAAACAGCAUUUGACUCUGCACAUGAUGAUUCACACAAGUGAAAAGCCAUUUUCAUGUGUGAACUGUGGAAAAAGUUUUAGUAAAAAAUGUAAUUUAACUCAGCACAUGAUGAUUCACACUGGUGAAAAGCCGUUUUCAUGUGUGAACUGUGGAAAAAGUUUUAGUCAAAAAGCUAAUUUAACUCAGCACAUGAUGAUUCACACAAUUGAAAAGCCGUUUUCAUGUGUGAACUGUGGAAAAAGUUUUAGUCAAAAACUUAGUUUAACUCAGCACAUGAUGAUUCACACUGGUGAAAAGCCGUUUUCAUGUGUGAAUUGUGGAAAAGGUUUUAGUCAAAAACAGCAUUUAACUCAGCACAUGAGGAUUCACACUGGUGAAAAGCCUUUUUCAUGUGUGACCUGUGGAAAAAGUUUUAGUCAAAAACUUAGUUUAACUCAGCACAUGAUGAUUCACACUGGUGAAAAGCCGUUUUCAUGUGUGACCUGUGGAGAAAGUUUUCGUCACAAGGUGAGUUUAAUUCACCACUUGAGGCGUCACACAGGUGAAAAGCAGUAGAAGUAUUUUCCAUACAUGUCCUAUGUUGAGGUUCACUAUAGAACUGAUUUGGUUUAAAACUAGAAUGAAAGACUGGAGGGGUUUCAUGUCUAUAAAGCUGAAAAUUGUUGUAUUUGUUAAAUGUGAUCAUUUGGAUACUUAUAGAUGUGCAACCAUGACACCUUUUCCUUCAGAUAUGUUUUGUUUUUCUGGUAUAUUCUGUAUCAAUAAACAAUAAUGAUAAACUGUA